UCUUAAUCAAGUUUAAUCUUAAUCCCAACCUAAACUUAAUUCUAACUCUAUCCAUAAUCCUAAUUGUGACGUCAUUAAUAUGGAAGUCACCUGAAUAUACCGGAAGCGAAAGUAAUCUGUGCGUAGUCGUAGUCGUUCAUACUUGUUGAAUAUUCAUCGUUCAGUUUAUAUCAAACAUCUAAACAAUGCCUUGGACUCCAACUCAACAGCACAGACUUGCAGUUGAAAAAGAGAUCUUAGAUCGAUAUUUUCCUGGAAAAGUACAAUGGAUUGAUCCCACAGUUGAAGGCAGAACCAGAAUCGAGAUCGAAAUGACCAGCAACAGUAACCAAGUUUAUCGUCUCCGUGCCUAUGUACCGCCUGACUACCCUAACAGUCUCCCUGAGUUGGUCGUCGCUGGCUCACCAAGACCAAUGCCAAACUGGGGUGCAAGUGGUAGUACCCAUACAUUGGGAAGAAAGGAUGGCUGCCUGAAGAUUUGUCAUUAUUAUGCACCGCGCUGGAGGCCGGAACAUACAUUUUACGAGAUCUUCGUCAAGGGUCGUGUUUGGCUAGAAGCGUACGAAGGACAUUUACAGGCCGGGAAUAAUCUGGAUUAUUAUCUUGGACAUAUGAACUAAGGAUGGAGUACAUAUAUGAUUAUGAUGUAUUAAAUCAUAUGGGCACAGCCGAACACUUAACUAUAGUGUUAGCUAACAUUUACUAUCAGGCUUCUCUUGUGGGUUUUAGUUGGCAUUAAUAGCGGUUAAACAAAAAAUAUAUAUCUGACUGUUCCAUGUGUAUAUCUCUAAAUUUCAAAUAGAACGAUCUCAAAAUUAUAUAUGUAUAGUAUGUUGUUAUAUUUAAUAUGUCCUGUAUUCAUAUAUUGCAUUAUUUCAAUUUGCUUUCACGCUAUCUUUUAGAUUU
Paramuricea clavata is the source of this 906-nucleotide messenger RNA. The record is from the annotation of a GenBank genome assembly. Lineage: Eukaryota; Metazoa; Cnidaria; Anthozoa; Malacalcyonacea; Plexauridae.